Messenger RNA from Neolamprologus brichardi, 2735 nucleotides. NCBI's taxonomy places the organism in Eukaryota, Metazoa, Chordata, Actinopteri, Cichliformes, Cichlidae. The record is from RefSeq and is a predicted model, not a curated record.
CGCCUCACAGCACCGGGAAUCUCUCUCUAUCUCCAUCUUGCUCACCCCCCCACCCCGCCUUUCCUCUGUGUCUGAAGCGUAAAAAACCAAAGGACUCUCAUCUCCCAUUCAGUCUUCUCUGUACGCUGAGGAGUGCCCUCAUAUUGAAAACACCUUUUUUCUCCACCAAAUGCUUCAAUUUCACCUUUAUUUUUACCAAUUUUUACUCCUUUACCUGCUGCCAAAGGAUGAUUUGAUGACCAAAAGUGACAUUUUUUUCUGUUGACCUGCCGGGAGCCUGCAUCUUUUACAGGAGUCAUCUUUGUUCUAGAGCUCACAGUUGCUGACUGUACACUGGCAGUGGGGAAAUAGGUUAGUGUGCCUAUCUGGUGCUGGGCAGGAGAGCUGAUUGAACGUUCAGUCCGCCAGAGGAGGUAAAGAGGAGGGAGAUGCCUUCCUGGUGGUAGCCUUCUGUAGCUCUGCGACCAUUCGGGGAGAAGGUGACUAGAAUGCUCCCGUUGAACUCCAACCUCUAGCGGAAGUAUCAGCGACGGGAUUUCAGAGACAAAGGAGGGGAAAAAAGCAACUGAGGCAACAGACAGACAUUUGUUUUCAGUUUCUGGAGUCACUGAACAGGGUUGACCUGUGUGCACCUGCUGUCCGCGGACGCCAUGGAUAUCAACCUUCAGUCUCACCGAUUUUACUUCCCUCAGAUCUACUGUGCUGAACCGGGGGCACAGCCACAGCUCACUGAGUUCAAAGUCAGUGAGCAGAGUAUCUGCCAGGCGCGGGCCUCUGUCAUGGUCUACGAUGACACCAGCAAGAAGUGGGUGCCCAUCAAGCCUGGCCAGCAGGGAUUCAGCCGCAUCAACAUCUACCACAACACUGCCAACAAUACCUUCAGAGUGGUGGGAGUCAAACUGCAGGACCAGCAGGUGGUCAUCAACUACUCAAUAGUGAAGGGUCUCAAGUACAACCAGGCCACACCAACCUUCCACCAGUGGAGGGACGCCAGGCAGGUCUAUGGCCUCAACUUCGCCAGCAAGGAGGAGGCCACCACCUUCUCCAAUGCUAUGCUCUUUGCCCUCAACGUCCUCAGUGCUCAGGAUGGAGGUGGGCAAAUGAUGGAGCAACAGCAGCAGCAGAUGCAGGCGCACAUGGAGCGGGAGCGACGGUCCUCCAACUCAGGUUCUCCUUUCCAAGGCCAUCCUGCUGUGCUCUCAGUUGCCCCACCUCCACCGGUGAACAUGGGCGGCCCACCUCCUCCUCCACCACCGCCAGGCCCGCCGCCACCAUCAGCAGGGGCACCGCAACCUCCUCUCCCUCCUCCACUGCCCUUAGGAAGCCACGGGGAUGAGACCUCUGCGCCGACAGGUCUUGCGGCUAUGAUUGCUGGAGCCAAACUACGCCGUGUUCAAAGACCUGAUGACAGCUCUUCAGGUGCCAAAAAUGAAGCUAACCGAACAAGUGGGGGGAGUGGAGGACUGAUGGAGGAGAUGAAUGCUCUGUUGGCACGAAGAAGGAAAGCAGCUUCAGAGAAGCCCGAGGACAGCCAAAAUGUAAGUGCGUGCGAAACGGAGAUGGUUUGCAAUUCAUGCAAUACAGUAACAGCUAGUGUGACAGAGAAUUAUUUUGUGUUACGCAGAGCACGACCUGCGGGGAGUGGUGGCGACACAGACUCGUUAGACCUCGAUAGAAUGAAACAGGAAAUAUUGGAAGAGGUGUUUCGUGAAUUGCACAAAGUGAAGGACGAAAUCAUCGAUGCAGCUGCCGGGGCCCUAAAGAAGAAGAGGAGGAGGAGGCGGAGUCAGGAAGGGAGGCCCAAACUGUGACAUCUACUCAUCCCGUUCAGCUGCGGUGUUGAAGCACUGGUGCAAACGUUGCUGUAACACCUCAGACGUGUCUGUGUAACAUUUGAUUUGUUUGUUUCUGAGAGGAAUACGUGAAUGGGGCGCACUCUCGCACCGGUUGCUCUCAUUUCUUUGUCUGUUUGUUUGCCCAGUUCUCCCCUCUGUCUUUGGUCCAAAGGAUAUUUGAUGCUAUGAUUUGAAUUGCUUUACUUUUUCACAGAUUUGUUUUUUAAAUCAUCGCUACUGUCACUUUCAUUAUUAUUACUAUCAUUCUUAUGAUUGUCAGCGUGAUGUCAGUAAUGAGUAAUAGUAGUAGGGUAGUAGGGGCAAUGGUAACAAUGAGGAAAUAAUAAUGAGAAUAUGAUAGUAAUGAUAAUGUGGAUAUAAUAUUGCACAUCACUUUAUGUCAGUGUUUUAAAUUUUAUAUCGGUUGUUUUCAUUUUGUUGUUUUCUUUGUUUUGUUUUUUUUUAGAUGCAUUUGCAAGAUCAUCCUCUUUUUUCUCUUCACCUGAUAUAAAAUAUUUUUUAAAGAUUUUUUAUCCUUUUCACAGUUAUGUGUGGAACCAUGGCAGAAAAAAAACAAGACAAAACAUAAAAAACAGACCUUGAACUGAAACCAAUGUUGGAGUAAACACAAAUUUUGGAUAUUGCAAUCUUAUGAAAUCCAAAAAAAAAAAUAAACACUAAAAAAAGAGAAAAUAAUAAAAAUAAUUAAAUACACCCGAGUAUCUGUGACCAUGUUGUUAAUAAAAUGUUUAUUGGCUGCAAGGAUAUGGUGAAGUAUUGUUCAUUUUAUUCUCUCCUUUUACGACAAAGUGCUUCCUGGUUUGAGAACAACGACAAAAAGCAAAAAAAUAUAACGGAAGUUUAAAAUGAAUCGAAAUAAACUGUAAAACACGUCUUGGA